This is a messenger RNA of Puntigrus tetrazona (Sumatra barb), 2224 nucleotides long. RefSeq names its product N-acetyllactosaminide beta-1,3-N-acetylglucosaminyltransferase 2. The record is from RefSeq and is a predicted model, not a curated record. Gene Ontology annotation, molecular function: hexosyltransferase activity. Gene Ontology annotation, cellular component: membrane. NCBI's taxonomy places the organism in Eukaryota, Metazoa, Chordata, Actinopteri, Cypriniformes, Cyprinidae. The transcript has a single exon. Bases 1 to 1329 code for a protein of 442 amino acids.
AUGGCACGCUCCAGAUGCAAUGGAAAGAUCCUUUGUCUUUGUCUCUUGCCUUGUGUGAUGGUAAGUCACCUGUUGGUGUACAUCAUGGUGUCCAUAUUUGUAGCCGUCUCCUACUCCCCUCCUCUACCGCAGCUGCCCCUCCAUUUCAUUGCCACCGGAGCCUCUGCAAACUCGGGAGCUCUUGCAUCCCAUCCGGUUCGGCCCUUCUGGAAUCUCAGACUAGAGGAAGGGGCAUUGUGGAACCGCCUUCAGCACAUUUGGGACAGGGAGCACAACCCCAUAUUGAGAGGUAACGGCACAAGGUACAAAGUUCCAAGCCUUGAUGCAAUACGUCCACAAGAGACAAGAGAAAAAAACGGUGUCUGUGAACAAGACGCGACUUGGUCGUCUCACCUGCCUGACUUUAACAUCCUUCCUGAUCAAAUGAAGGAUUUUGUCCUCUCCAUGCACUGCAGGCAUUAUGCUGUCCUCGUGGACCAACCCAACCUCUGUGUCGGGCAGGACUCUGAGACGCCGUUCCUUCUCAUGGCAAUCAAAUCGCAAGUCGGGAACUUUGAGAACAGACAGGCCAUCCGAGAGACAUGGGGAAGGAGCGGCUGGAUCCGAGGGGACAAUGGAGGAAAAAAUUGGUUAGUGCGUACCGUCUUCUUGCUUGCAAGGCAAGAUGCUGAGAUAGGGCCUCAUCCAGACCUGAGUGCCCUAUUAAAAUUGGAGAGCAUCACCCAUAAGGACAUCCUCCUGUGGGAUUUCAAAGACACUUUCUUCAACCUCACCCUGAAGGAUGUCCUUUUCUGGAACUGGCUUUCGAAGCACUGUUCUCAUGUCCACUUCAUUUUCAAGGGAGAUGAUGACGUCUUUGUCAGGACUAAGGCUCUGCUGGAUUACUUAAACCAUGUUGGAGUAAAAAAGACGCAUGGGAAUAAAACGAAAGAACGGGACGAUUUUGUUGUGGGGGAUGUUAUUGCCAAUGCUUGGCCCAAUCGGCAACCCGAUACUAAAUAUUACAUACCCGAAAGCUUCUAUAAAGGAACGUAUCCGGCCUACGCAGGAGGCGGAGGGGUGGUUUACACCGGUGCUUUGGCUUUACGUCUACAGGAGGUCUCUCGAUGGGUCAGCCUGUUUCCUAUUGACGAUGUUUACUUAGGAAUGUGCCUUCACAGGCUCAGAGUGUCCCCCACUCAUCAUACAGGUUUUCUUACCUUCGACCUUCCAGAGGACCUGCGGGAGAAGCCGUGUGCGUAUCAUAAUGUUCUCCUAGUCCAUAAACGCACCCCGAAAGAAAUGUUAACCCUGUGGAAGGAGCUACAGGUUCCUCCUCAGGAGUGCUAGCGUACACUUGUUCAUGAAUUCAAAUGAAGGUAAAUGAUACUGCGGGGACCUGGACUUCGAAGUUAUUUUUAUUUUUACCACGAGGUAUUUUCAAGCCAGUUGGCCAUGUUCAUUUGCAUAAAAGGCCCCAAUGUCUCUGUGAUGUUGGGCUGUGCUCAGGGCUGUGUGUGCAGUGGUUAUUAUAAAGAAUACAUUAAAGAAAUAAAAUAGCUAAAAAUAGCUUACAACACGUUUGACUUUGUAAGAUGAGGUUCUUGGUAGAAUGGUUUUUGUUUUUUGGUAAUAAGCAUGUGAAAGAAUACCUAUUGACAAUUGUAAAGUAUCAUGUUGUUAUUAUUUUGAAGGAUUUAGAAGUUUGUGGCCCAAAUACAAGGAGUUGUCAUAAUGGAGUGAAUCCAAAAAUCUUCAUCAACAUAAUUCAGCAUUGUAUUAAAAAACUACGCUACUGGUUCGAAAAACUAAAUCGGUUAUUGGAAAAUAUUAUUACGCUUUGCAAUGUAUGUGCAUUUUCUGAUGUGUGUCGUCACAUACGUGUCAUUUUCUCUCAUUAGUGUAAGAAUUCCUGACUUGAAAACAGCUGGAAAAAAACAUUCAAAAGUAUCUGGAGUCCGUUUUGGAGAUCUUGGUGUACAAGUGCUUCUAGGAAGAAUGAUCUGGAUGCCUGAAAACCCCAUAGACAUCGUCAUCUGGUUCAGGCCUUGUGGGCCUAAUUAUAGGCUGGUGUUGUUGAUGGCAUAAUCUGAAUUACAACAACAAAACACAAUAUGGGAAAUAAUGAAUAACCGUAAUGAACAAUAAAUGAUUUAUUUGAUCAUUUAUCAUAGAGUUGAUUUACACGGCUUAUUAUUUAGAUGUUUGUGCAUUCAUGUUUCAUAAGAUUUAAUGGCAAUUGCUG